Molecule: messenger RNA, 711 nt
Organism: Aspergillus luchuensis
Lineage: Eukaryota; Fungi; Ascomycota; Eurotiomycetes; Eurotiales; Aspergillaceae
Exons: 2
Coding region: 1-711 (236 amino acids)
Source: RefSeq, a predicted model, not a curated record
AUGUCCGGCGUCACCGAAUUCAUCUUCUUCCACCUCAACCCCGCCAUCAAACCCGAAGACCCCACCAACAACGAAGCCGGCGCUUCGCUCUUAGAGCUCUUCAAAAACACCAAACACCAGAACGGAUACCUAGGGUCCUCUUGGGGCCGCUCAAUCGAAGAUGAGAAUGUGGUUGUUUGGGUGAUUGAUUGGAAAGACGCCCAAACAGCCCCCACACUCGUCCCCUCCCUAACACCCUACCUAGCCCCAUCCACCCCAUUAACAACCUUCUACGCAACCCUCUCCCCUCCCGCGCACAAAUCUCACGAUCUAUCCGCUUCGCCCGUAACCGAGAUCUUCACGCCUUGGUUCCCGACCUCCAUGUUCGCGGACGAGAAGAAGAAACUGCACGAGAGCCUCGUGGCGUUCCGGACCGAGCUCGUGGAGAAUCUCGAGGAAGGGAAACGGCCUCGAGGGUUGGUUAUGGGACAGGUGGAACGGCCUGGGACGCGGAAGCAUGGGGAUAGUCCGAGCGGGGAGGCGUUUGGGAUGGUGGUGUUGGCGGGGUGGGAGAGCGUGGAGGCGCAUAUGGAGAUCAAAGGGACGGAGGCGUUUGGAAGGGGGAUUAAGCCGAUUAGGGAGUGGAUGUUGAAGGGGGAUGGAGGGGAUGUGGAGAAGGGGGAGGGAGGGUUUGGGAUUAUGAGGCAUGUGAGAUUCCAGAAGGUGGAGUGA